Molecule: messenger RNA, 809 nt
Organism: Hibiscus syriacus
Lineage: Eukaryota; Viridiplantae; Streptophyta; Magnoliopsida; Malvales; Malvaceae
Product: peptidyl-prolyl cis-trans isomerase Pin1-like
Exons: 2
Coding region: 219-587 (122 amino acids)
Cellular component (GO): nucleus; cytosol
Molecular function (GO): peptidyl-prolyl cis-trans isomerase activity
Source: RefSeq, a predicted model, not a curated record
CCUCACGCUCACUACAAUAACUGUUCCUUUCUAUUUUUUGUUCAUUAUUUUUCUUUUGUAGUCUCCCAAAAGCCGUCAAGAUAGAUUCAGAUCGCAAGAGGAAGAAAUCUCCGAUCUCAUCCGUAGAUCGACCGCCUGCGAAGGAGGAUAAACAUAAAGAUAAAGCUCCCACGACCUCCACCCACCACCACCACCACCACCACAAGAAGAAGAGCAAGAUGUCAUCUUCAUCGGCGGCCGAUAAAGUGAGGGCAUCGCACAUACUGAUCAAGCACAAAGGCUCCCGCCGUAAGGCUUCUUGGAAGGAUCCAGAAGGUCAAGUCAUUUCCAACACCACCAGAGACGCCGCCGUCUCACGGCUCAAAGCCCUCCGUGAAGACAUAGUCUCUGGCAAGGCUAAGUUCGACGAAGUGGCCAGUCGAUACUCUGAUUGCAGCUCCGCUAAACGUGGCGGGGAUCUCGGUUCUUUUGGUCGAGGGCAGAUGCAAAAGCCAUUCGAGGAUGCAUCAUAUAGCCUUAAGGUUGGUGAGAUAAGUGACAUUGUGGACACCGAUAGCGGAGUUCACAUCAUCAAGAGAACAGGUUGAUUAUUGGUGACUUCUUGGAUAUGUUGAGCAACUAGUUCAAUGUUGGGAAAGUGUAUCCAAGAAUAUUCCGAAAUUACUUUCGAUUCUGCCUACUGCCUAUUCGAGUGAAAUUUAACACUUGACAAUUACCUUUUAGAUGCUUGGGACUAGUUUGCUGGGGGCAUUUAAUUUCUGAACCAUAUUGAGAUUAUUUGCUUGUUUAUAAUAAAAGGCUUCUGGUUA